This is a messenger RNA of Talaromyces amestolkiae, 1446 nucleotides long. RefSeq lists its product as uncharacterized. The transcript has 2 exons. The record is from RefSeq and is a predicted model, not a curated record. The coding region runs from base 1 to 1446 and encodes 481 amino acids. Lineage: Eukaryota; Fungi; Ascomycota; Eurotiomycetes; Eurotiales; Trichocomaceae.
AUGGAAUCCAAUGAUGGCCCAGGACCGUCAGGAGAUGUGAUCGACCUCACUUCAUUUAGCUCUCCAGAACAAGCCUCUCAAGACACCGAAGUUGCCCGCCCCGCCCUACAGAUCAUCUCAAUUGAAAAAUCACAGCAUGACACUAAGAACAUCGUAAUGUCCCCAGACAAAACAUCGCUGUUCAGACCUCCAGCUUUCACACUGGACCUUUUCAAGGAGUGUGUCGAUGAGGACGACGACAAGACCCGCGAGGAGGAGCCUGAAGUUCUGUCUAGUAGACAAAAAUCAGACAGCCGUACUCUCUUGCCUGGAUUCACUACACCUGAGCAGACGUUCAGGAACACCGCAACGUCAGAUGAUACAGAAUUAUUCGUCAGGGCAGACAACUACGAUGAUGACGAUGUAGUGGGAGUCUUUGCGCCUAGAAUCAAACGUCCAAAGCCCCUCCGCACAAGCCUGAAACUGUUGACCACCCAAAGAAUGCCAGGUUUGACACAGCAAGGUCAACGUUUACCACAACACCUUCGCAAUGGAUAUCGUCGAGGAAAACAAGACAUCAUCAUAGGAGGGGAGUCAUACAAAGAUCUUGAUCACCUAGCUGGCGCCUCGCAACGACACAUAUCCACACAGUCAUACGGGCAUGUACAUACCGCACUACCAGCUGCAAACAUGAUUCCCACUGAUGGCAGAGGGUACAUUGUCACAAACUCAUUCAUGACAGGCGCACAACGUAAGCGUCUCGAGCAGCAAGAAAGACUCGAAAGAGCCCUCGCGGAUCUCGAAGAAUGCGUCACGGCAAAUCCGACCGACGUGAAACUACAGGGGAGACUACUUCAUCUCAGAGCACUACAGAACCGCUUAGAGCAGAACGAGAACACAUUUCUCAAGAGCGCGGAAGUUGGUAUUGUCAAGGAGGUGGAGAGGAUGCUUUCAAGGCGACGAAUGCAUAUGGUCACGGCGGAGUUUGAGAAUCAGGCAAAGGCUAUGGUUGAGAGUAUGGUUAUGUCGUCGUCGGCAGGAAGAAAGGGAGGGAAGAAGCGUGGCUUCGAUGAUGGGUCGAUGUCGCCUCAAUCAUCAUCGUAUAGGAGCGAAGCUGGGGGGACGUCGGAAAGGUCUUCGUUUUCGCAUCCUUCUACGGGAGGGAAGACGGUUCCUCAAUCUUACUAUCAGCGACACAAACGAGAAAGAUUUACGCAUGAAAUCGAGGGAGAUGAUAAUGAUGAAGAUGAGGAUGUGAAUUUGGACGAUGGACAGGAGAGAAAGACCUAUGGUGGCAAGACUACUGCGCAGGAUAGUUUGGAUUAUGAUACUGCAAAGGUACUUGUGAAGGCGAUGGAGGGGGAAGAAGGGGUCAAGGAUGGAGGUGAGGUGGAAGACAGUAGUGAUGAUGUUAAGGACACUAGUGAUGACAAUACGGAUGAUGGCAAUGGUGGUGCAAAUGAGUAG